Molecule: messenger RNA, 3098 nt
Organism: Hyla sarda
Lineage: Eukaryota; Metazoa; Chordata; Amphibia; Anura; Hylidae
Gene: GAS7
Product: growth arrest specific 7
Biological process (GO): actin filament polymerization; neuron projection morphogenesis
Cellular component (GO): actin filament; plasma membrane; cytoplasm
Molecular function (GO): actin filament binding
Source: RefSeq, a predicted model, not a curated record
UCAUGUUCACACUCCCUCCCAGCUCUGCUGCUUCCAGUCCUGUCCUGGAUCUCGGAGGCUGUGCAGACCAUGAAGGGUUAAUCGGGGGGUCUGAUCCUCUGGAGGGAGCCCCCCAUCAUGUCGGGCGCGCGCUGUAAGACCCUCUACUCCUUCUCCGGGGAGCAGCACCAACAGGGGCUGAAGUUUGAGGCCGGGGAGGUGAUCAGUGUCCUGCAGGUGCUGGAUGGAGGAUGGUGGGAAGGAGAGAAGGACGGGGUGCGCGGAUGGUUCCCUGCCAGCUACGUGCAAGUCCUGGAGAGUCCGGGCUCCCCGUCACCCACCAAAAGACAGAACAAGGAGACCACCAUCACGAUAAACUGUGUGACGUUCCCUCAUCCUGACACCAUGCCGGAGCAACAACUACUGAAGCCGGGAGAGUGGAGCUACUGUGACUACUUCUGGGCCGACAAGAAGGAUCCACAAGGGAACAGCUCGGUGACCGGAUUUGAAGAACUCCUCCAGAAACAGCUGAAAGGAAAACAAAUGCAGAAGGAGAUGGCGGAGUUCAUCCAUGAGCGGAUCAAGAUUGAAGAAGAAUAUGCAAAAAACUUGGCAAAACUGUCCCAGAUCUCCCUGGCGUCACAGGAGGAGGGGACCCUUGGGGAGGCUUGGGGACAACUGAAGAAGAGUCUAGCAGACGAGGCCGAAGUUCAUCUCAAAUUUUCCUCAAAGUUACACAGCGAGGUGGAGAAACCGCUGCUAAACUUCAGGGAGAACUUCAAGAAGGACAUGAAAAAGUUUGAUCACCACGUGGCCGAUCUACGGAAGCAACUAGCAAGCCGAUACGCCUCUGUGGAGAAGGCUCGUAAAGCGUUGGCCGAGAGACAGAAAGAUCUGGAAGUGAAAACUCAACAACUGGAAAUAAAACUGAGCAACAAGACGGAAGAAGAUAUAAAGAAGGCGCGGAGGAAGUCUACACAAGCGGGUGAUGACCUCAUGCGGUGCGUGGACCUCUACAACCAGGCUCAGUCCAAGUGGUUUGAAGAGAUAGUGACGACCACCUUGGAACUGGAGAGACUGGAGGUGGAGCGGGUGGAGAUGAUCCGUCAGCACCUCUGCCAGUACACGCAACUACGGCACGAGACAGACAUGUUCAACCAAAGCACGGUGGAACCCGUGGACCAGCUGCUCCAGAAAGUCGAUCCCGCCAAAGACCGGGAGCUGUGGGUGAAGGAGCACAAGACCGGAGACAUCCGACCCAUGGACAUGGACCUGUAGACUGUUUUUGGUGUUGUUUUGCCGAUUCUUUCUACGCCUUCCGCUGGGAUAUUGUACAUUGCUGUAAUAUAUACACGGUCAUUCCUCCACCACUUACCAGAUCACUAUUUUUGGAACAGGGGAUGCUGGGAUUUGAUUUUUUUUUGGUUCUAUGAAUGGAACAUUGUGCCACAUCAUGCGUGAUGCCAACCCGCUUAGCUUCUCAGGCCGGGGACCAUGUAAAGCUUGUGCCACACUGGAUGUUUCCAUGUAAAUACAACAUAUUACGUAAUAUAAUAACUACAAAAGAACUAAACCAAGAGUGUCUGCUCCAGGGGGGAACAUCUUCUGGGUUGGGGGUCAUUGUCCUUGGCUCAAUGCCGUGUCCCCUCACCCAAAGGGAUUGUCAUUGACCGCUCCCGGUGAAAUCCUAAGAGGGCUCACGUGGCACCCAGACUUUUUGGAUUCACUCCUUAUGUGGAUGGGGAGAUGAAGUCUUGGUCCACUACUCCUAAAUAUCGCCACCACCCCCAACUUCCCCAACUUAGUUGGACCCUUAGCACUCACCGGUUUAGCUCAAUCUUGUAGAUAUAGACUCAACUCGACCAAGUAGGUGACCACCAAUGGUGUUUUCAUUUGCGAAGAGUAAUUUUUUCCAUCUUGAGGGCCCCAAAAGGCAAAAUGUGGAACAUCUCAGAAUCUCCGUGACCAUCUUAACCAACCCCGGGCUUCUAGUGGAUGUUCAGAACUUUAAAUAUUUUGGGAUGACAUUAGUGUCUCAUCCCUGAGGGCCGGCUGUCACCACGGGGUGUCUCGUCUAGUUGAAGUAAAGUCCAUCACAAGCAAGCGACGGCCCCUCCCCCAGGAGACCUUCUUUACUAGACCAUGAUACUAUGGGACUCUGGGUAUUUUUGAGUAAAUUUUGUUUCUGUUUCAGUUUAGUUUGAAGACAAUAUUUUUUAUAUAUACCCUCAGGAAGAGGUGGACCGUAGCCAAUCACAGGCUUCCUGAAUACUUAUACACAAUGUGGACCGAUACCAAAACAACACGGGUCCUGAUUAAUAAUUUAACAUUAAAAGGGUGCUCCUGUGCCCCAUCGUUCUGAAGAAAGUAGUGGGCGGCCGUGAUCAUGAUGUCACGGACACGCCCCCUUGACAGACGUCACACCACCUCCCAUAGACAUGAAUGGAGGUGCGUGGUGUGAUGUCACAAGAGGGCGUGGCCGUGACAUCACAUUUUGUUCAGAACGCUGGGGCACGGGAGUACUCCUUUAAAUAUCUUCUGUUCUAAAAAGCGGCAUCAAAGACUUGUUCCCUGUGACCCCCAGCGCCACCUUGUGGCAGAUUACUAUGAUAAAAAAAAAAACUGUGAAUUUUUUUUUUUUUUCCGAGAAUGACUGUUACCGUCUGUUUCACACAAUGUUCCGGUUUUUCUCCGAUACAUCCGGUUUAUACGAUUCCCCCCCCCCCCUUGUGUAUAUUGUUGCCACUUGUGUAUAUUCCUGCCCCGCCCAUCCCCCUGUAAUAUAACAGAUUUCUAAAGCUCCACCCCCUCCGUGCCUGCCUAAUGCCCCUCCCCCGCUCGCUUCCCCACCCCCACCUUCUUUGUACAGAUCUAAUGUAAAAGACAAAGAAUUUUCAGAGUCUAUAAAACUAAUUUAAUGGGAUGAAGCGGAGAAUCGUGUCCGAUGUUUAACGUUCGUGUCAAUUUGUGAUGUUAUGAAAAAAAAAUUUCCAGGAAGAGGCGGAGCUGAGGAUUUAUCAAAAAAAAAAAAACAUGAAAAAUAUGUAAAAAAUAAAACAAGAAAUACCGAGGAGAUUCCCGCUGUGUAUCCAGAGCUCUAAUAAAUCAUCUAUAUAACA